AUGGCUCGUGCAACACUGCGAGGCAAAGCGCCCCCUCAGCGCAAAAAGACGACUUCCACGCUUUCCAAGGGCAAAGCGAGCAGCACCGGUCAAGCCAAUGCAUCAUCUGCAGGCUCAAAUGCUCGAGGAGCAGUGAGCAAAGCUGCCAAGCGAGCCUCGUUUCGCGCCUCAUUGAUGGCAGGCAAAGCAGAAGAAUUUCCAAUUCCCAAGAACGUGGGACCUGGUCAAGGAGAUACGGUUUCGCGCAGUGCGCUUCGAAGGAGAAAGAGGAGAGCGAGGGAAGCUUUGGCUGCUGAUGAAGCCGCUGGGAGGAGAGGAGGCGUGCAGGAUGUGCAGGAUGCGCUAAAGGAUGUGGAGGAUGAGAUAGAAAUGGAGGAUGAGGCGGCGGAAGAGGAGCAGCAGAAGCAGCAGGUCAAUGGCGUCGGAGCGCCCCAAGCCAGACCUCAACGUGUCAGCGAAAAGAUGCGCAAGAGAGUCCUCAUCGAAGAGCAAGCACGUCAAAAGGCAAUCACAUCGGAUGCUGCAUUCCGCGCAAAUCCAUUCCAAGCGCUGAGAGCGCACGCGCAAACAUCGCUGGCUCUAGAACCCAAACGCUAG
This is a messenger RNA of Ceraceosorus guamensis, 597 nucleotides long. RefSeq lists its product as hypothetical. Gene Ontology annotation, biological process: maturation of SSU-rRNA from tricistronic rRNA transcript (SSU-rRNA, 5.8S rRNA, LSU-rRNA). The transcript has 2 exons. NCBI's taxonomy places the organism in Eukaryota, Fungi, Basidiomycota, Exobasidiomycetes, Ceraceosorales, Ceraceosoraceae. Bases 1 to 597 code for a protein of 198 amino acids. The record is from RefSeq and is a predicted model, not a curated record. Gene Ontology annotation, cellular component: preribosome, small subunit precursor; nucleolus; 90S preribosome.